AUGCACAAGGACACUAUGAUGGGCCUCUUCAUGAUGGCAGCCUUGGGAGCCGUUCUUCUGGAGGUUAAUGCCAGUCCAGAUACUGAUGCCAUCUUCUUGUUUACGGAUCGUAACAAGUUAAUAGAUAAUAUCGGGAAAUUAGAAGAGCAAUGCAUAAAAAUAACAGGAGAGAACAAAAGCGAGGUCAUGGAUCGGGCCAAGGAAACAUUUCAAUCCUUUACAAUGUGCUUGUACGAUCUGGACCUCAACAGGCUACAGAUGCAAUCGGACAGAAACUGCACGAUGGCAACCGAGGUCCUGAAGUACUUCAAUGAGUUCACCAACAGAGUCCAAGUCUGCCUAACCGCCGAGGGGAAACAAACUUUACAGACGCAGUCGCGAAUUAUGGAAUCGAUCGCUUUGUUCGUGGACGAAAUGGGUUCUUACCCGAAUGUCACCAAGAAUGCUAUUGACAAUUGCAUAUACCAGUCGUUUCCCAAUCACCAUCCCGGGAACGAUUACGAAAAUCCAAAAUUCCUCAAGCUGUUCUUUUUGCCCACUUCCUGCGUGUACCUGCAACGGUUCGAGUCGUGUGUCCUCCAUCUCUUAGAAAGUUGUCCUGAGGUUUCCCCACGCAUCAUGGUCCAGUCGAUCUUGAAGACUUUGAAGAAUGAAACCGACUGUCAGGAGCUGAACGCCAUCAAUGUGACCGACUCUUCAGGACUAAUUUCUAACAACUCCUUGCAUUUAAACGGAAAUGCAACAAGCGAAGGUCCCACCAAUGUGACUGCCUCUUCGGGGUUAAAUGCUAACAAUACCAUAGUUACACCCGGAAAUUCUACAGGAGGAGGUGCUCCCAAUCCUUCCGACGAUACUGCAGGCGGAGGUACCAUCAAUGUGAUCGACUCUUCAAAGCCAAAUGCUAACAACACCUUGACUACAACCGGAAAUGCCACGAGCGAACGUCCCACCAAUGUGGCUGACUCUUCGGGGUCAAAUGUUAACAAUACUAUGGUUAUACCCGGAAAUUCUACAGGAGGAGAAACUAGUUCCGGAAAUACACCAAGCCAAAGUGGCUUUCCAGUGGCAGGGUGGGUUGGCAUCGGACUUCUAAUCGGUACCUUUUAUAACCGGCACUCGUGA
This is a messenger RNA of Drosophila bipectinata, 1122 nucleotides long. RefSeq lists its product as uncharacterized. The record is from RefSeq and is a predicted model, not a curated record. Lineage: Eukaryota; Metazoa; Arthropoda; Insecta; Diptera; Drosophilidae.